Trichechus manatus latirostris (Florida manatee) is the source of this 5363-nucleotide messenger RNA. RefSeq names its product MAX dimerization protein 1 (gene MXD1). NCBI's taxonomy places the organism in Eukaryota, Metazoa, Chordata, Mammalia, Sirenia, Trichechidae. Gene Ontology annotation, molecular function: protein dimerization activity; DNA-binding transcription factor activity, RNA polymerase II-specific; RNA polymerase II cis-regulatory region sequence-specific DNA binding. Bases 210 to 875 code for a protein of 221 amino acids. Gene Ontology annotation, biological process: negative regulation of transcription by RNA polymerase II. The transcript is spliced from 6 exons. The record is from RefSeq and is a predicted model, not a curated record.
GCGGUGGCGGCUGCUGCUCAGCUGCAGGUUCUGUCAGUGUCGGCGGUGCCCAGCUCACUAGCCUCUUCCCCCUCCCAGCGAGCGUGGUCGCCAGAGAAGCUCCUUCAGCCCUGCUUCACGGGGUCCACAGAGGGGCGCGGGUGUCCGGCGGCGGCGGCGAGCCCGUGGGCAGUGGGAGUUGGUCCGGUGGCUCCGGCCCCCGGUGCAGAAUGGCGACGGCGGGUCGGAUGAACAUCCAGUUGCUGCUGGAGGCAGCCGACUUCCUGGAGCGGCGGGAGAGAGAAGCUGAACAUGGUUAUGCCUCCAUGUUACCGUACAAUAACAAGGACAGAGAUGCCUUAAAACGGAGGAACAAGUCGAAGAAGAAUAACAGCAGUAGCAGAUCAACUCACAAUGAAAUGGAGAAGAAUAGACGGGCCCACCUUCGCUUGUGCCUGGAGAAGUUGAAGGGGCUGGUACCGCUUGGACCGGAAUCAAAUCGGCACACUACCUUAAGUUUAUUAACAAAAGCCAAAUUGCACAUAAAGAAACUUGAAGAUUGUGACAGAAAAGCCAUUCACCAAAUCGACCAGCUUCAGCGAGAGCAGCGGCACCUGAAAAGGCAGCUGGAGAAGCUGGGCAUUGAGAGGAUACGGAUGGACAGCAUCGGCUCCACGGUCUCCUCGGAGCGCUCAGACUCUGACAGGGAAGAAAUUGAUGUUGACGUUGAAAGCACAGACUAUCUCACCGGGGAUCUGGACUGGAGCAGCAGCAGCGUGAGUGAUUCUGAUGAGCGGGGCAGCAUGCAGAGCCUGGGCAGUGAUGAAGGCUACUCCAGCUCCAGCAUCAAGAGAAUAAAGCUCCAGGACAAUCACAAGACGUGUCUCGGUCUAUAAGAGAUAGUGGUCGCUGUGGCUGCCUCCUUGAUGGUUCUCCCUGUCGGAUCUUAUUAGGUAGUGUAUUGGACCUUCCCACAAUCCCCUUGCACAUCAAUUUCAGUGUACCACCUUUACCAAAAUCAGCUUUGUAAAGGGUCUGAAGGAAGUGCUUAGGAUUGUGGGUUUCUGAAUGCAUCGACUAGCUUCACCUUCUCUCCGUAAAAAUUCGUCUCUGAGAGACUGUACAUUCCAAUCAAUCUGAAGCACCCAAGAGUUCUUAGACCGAAUAACCAACUUUCACAUCUCAGCCAUUUCCCCUCUUCUUUCCUGCCUUCAUGUAGUCCACCAGACCUUUCUUAAAGUUUUCUGGCUAACUGUGUUACUUGCCUAGCAAAAAUGUCCAAAUGUGUCUUGUGUUUAGGAAACUUGAAGGAAACAAACUUUUAAAGGUGAGAUCCUGAUCUCUGAACUCCAAAGUAAGCUUUGAAGGCAGCAUGUAAGAGCACUUAACCAUGGCCCUCACCCCAGUGAGGAGCCAGGAAUACCUCCAGAAAACAGACCCUUCACACACACCCCAGGCUAAUUCCCCGAUCUGCGUGUGGAGGGUAGCAGUAUUUCUCAUUUUCAAUGGACAUCUUGAUAGCAUGUCUUUAGGGUUGCACAGCUUGUACAAGUUCCACUAUUGUUUGUUCUCACAAACACAACGGUACAAUCUAUUUUUGUGCAAUGUUCUUGGGACCUUGCUGGGUACUGCUAUCCCAAGACACAUUUUUCCCGCAAAGUUUGUUGAUGCUACUUGUCUCUGGAACAUUCUUUUUUUUCCUACCUCAGAGAUAAAUGAGAUCUCCAUUUCCCACUUAACACAAAGUGAUUAUGCCUCUUUUUUUUCCCCCCAAAUAAGUGACAUUUGGUCCAAUUCUAAUCUCUUUUCCUAUUUAACUUUCAGCAAUAACUGAGCUUUGGCACUAGCUGAGCUAGUGUCCAUCAUCAGUGAAAGGAAAAGUCCACAUUUCUACUCUCUCUGUUGCGAGUGAACAGGAGGGGAUGGUACAGUGUUAACUAGAAUUCCUCUCCUUGUCGGUGAUUUUUGGACAUACCCAGAAACUUCUUUAUGGAGGCUUCUGGGUUGAUAGUUUAACAGGCUGAUUUUUCUUUUGGUUAUGAUUUCUCCCUUAAGUGGUCUCCCACUUUGUAGCAUUUUUAUUUAAGCUAAAACAGAGCACAUGUAUAUGUACAUAAGACACAUGAAAUCUAUAAAUACUAUUUAUUCAUUUUAUAUAAACUAAUGUAAUGGAAAAUAAAUUCUUAUGACUUUGUGCUUUUAUAGAUGUUCUAGAAACUUUGUAUGUAGGUAUCUACAAAAUUGGUUCAUUCCCCCUUAACUAUUUUUGCAUUCAUACUUUUGAGGUCUUGAUGUUUUCAGCCUCUAGCUAAUCUUUUUCAUUGAAUUUGGACCAUUUGUAAAAUCUGUGACGCUGAAACAGAGUGUGUGUCACAAAGUGAUUAGAACAUUCCUGAAAUCCACAGAUACACUGCAAUCUAAGGGCUCGACGGCUGAAUCAGUAGUGGGCAGCCCCCGUGUGCUCCCCUGCUGGCCCGCAGUCUCUCACACACCACAGCCUCACAACUCAUCCAGCACCUCCACCUUCCAUGCAUCUAAAGCAAAACUUCAAGCUCCUUCUAUAAAUGAAGAGCAAUGUAAACAAAACCAGAUUCCUUUUUUUUUUUUUUAAUGAUUCUUUAAUAUGUUUUAAACAUUUUUAAUUGGAAGUCGUGGAUUCCUAAAUGAUUCCAAAGUCAUCUGUAAUUCUUCUGUUUUUGUUCCGUUUUUUCUUCAUUUCAGCUUUGGGUGGGGUGGGGGGAAGGGCAAGUGACAAAAAGGAUUUUUUUAUUGCUGGAAUCUUUUCCAAUUACCAGCUGAAGAUUUGCACUGAAAUACAACUUGUAUGCCUUUUGCAUUUUUUAAGCCUGCUUCCUGAAUUUAAGCAGAGUGAUAGUGUUCAAAGAGCCAGCUCAGCCUGUAACAUGUUUGAAAAAGUUGUAUCUGCACUUUGAGGUCCCUUUUGAAUGCCAUUCGCUAGACCUCUCAAGCAUUUUGUUUAAUUGCUACAUUCAAGCGCCUCACAAGUCCACGCGGAUGGAUGCCGUGUGGCAUCGAGAACUCAAGACUUUGGGAAAAGCUUGUGGUCUUGCGUCAGGGGAGGGAAGGGAACAAAAUUUGUGUACCUGUUUGUUUAAUUUAGAAAUAAGGCAUCUGAGAGAUGCCAUUAUUUUCUGUGUUUUAAUUGUUGUGCCUUUGAGUUAAACUGCAUUUUUGUCUUUUGGUUGAAAUAUGAAAUGUACUGUCCCAAUAUAAAACAGUAAUUAUUUGACCUUUGCACUGUUUGUCUGGUCCUUUUCAAUUUGAUUGCAUAUAAAUGUGGAACUUAAGAGAUCUCUGUAUUUUUAAUACACUUGUGAUAAACUGACACCAAGGUUAGACAAUUACUUUCAAAGCUCCAGGUAGCCCACGUCAGCAUGCGAGGCAGGCUUCUCUCUAACCAAAACUGUAACUUCAGGACCAGCAAACUCAGCCCAAGGCAGCUAAUCCCCUUUCCCAAGUGGCUGAUCAGCAGCCCCGAUUUGCCAAUCUGUCCUCUCUCAUUCACUGAUGCACCAGCGUGACUGUUAAGAGCUAUAGAGUUGAGGUUUUUUAGUUUGUUUUUGUUUUUUAAACAAAAUGAAAAACCUUUCUAUGAGGGUUGUUGCGGGGAGGAGAUGGGGAUGGGCAAAGAUAUAAACCCCAGCCUUUAAGACUUUGACAACUGUACGUAAAUGUAGAUGUGUAUAAAUAUAGGCACAUGCAUAUUUUUAUGUGAAAGUUGAUUUUAAAAUAACUAAAAAGAAAUCUGAACUGCACUCCUGUUGCUACCAUUGCAAUGCAAAUGGGAAAAAAGUCUCUAGUCCAAUUUAAUUUCAUGCCAUGAGAAGAUGUAUAUGUGAGCUGCUUCUGUUCACAUCCCGGAAAACGGAGCCUUCCAUCCCGUGUUGGCUUUGAAUGGCGAGCUAGCACCCAGGGUAUCCUUAUUCUGGUUUUCUUUUGCGAAGCAGAGAUCUUGAUUCUUCAAGGUGCUGAGAGCUUCCUGCCGGCUCCUCUCUCUAGUCACACAUCUAGUGUUCGUUUAGUCAUUCAGAGAGCAUGAAACGUUUGAGCAGAACUCAGAUUCUCUCUCCUAAUCCAAAACCAAAAUCAUUUCAGUGUCAGUUCGGAAUUGAGCAUUAAGUAGGCCCUGAUCCUGCAAUUGAACACACAAGUGUUGCUGUUGUUGUUUUUUAAGGUGGGCAUUCUCCUUUAACCUCCACUUUUUUCAAAUGAAACAAAGGGUCCUGACCUGGGUUUCCAAUGGGCCUCUCUGAAGUGGCCAAGAGCAAAUCCCUGGGUCAUGUAAACUAAGGAGAAUUGUGAUGCUCAUCGUAACCAUCUGGCAAUAUCUUAGGGCUUUUUUUCUUCUUGCCUCUCCUAUAUACACACAUUAUUUAGGUUCUUAUACCAUACUGUAUUGGUAAGAAUUCCACUUUCAUUGCGCUUUAUAAUCUGUUUAUUCCCCCGAAUCUGAGUCUUUUCUGUUCUUAUCUCCCCAAGUUUCUUUGUCUUCCCUCUUUACCCUCCCUGUGUGUUGAACACCAGGUGGUAAAAGGCUGAAAGGCAAUUUCCUGCAUGUCAAUCUGUUAUUUUUCCACGUCUAACUCUUUGAUGCGGCAUGUUUAGGUAGCUGGCUACUCCUGAUUUAAAAAUCCUUCCUGAGAGAAGACGACCCAAAGACCCUUUUAGAUGAGGUAAUUUUUUCUUAUUCUACGUGAUUGGAUCUCUGUAGACUGUACAAUGUUUUGUUUUCAAAGAUAACAGGGAAGGUACAAUAACAUGGUUUAUCAUGGUUUUUUAUUAUCAAUAUUUAUUACAUGGAUGGUUUUCUUAUACUGUAUUCUUCUGAAAGAAGAAAUAAUUGACCAGCACUGCUAGAUUGAACUAUUGGAUGGCUGAAGAAAUUGAGUAUCUUUGUCUUCUGAAAAUCAUAAAAUGAGAAUUAGUAAGGCACCCAAUUCUAAGAUUUAGCCAGACUUUUGAUUUUGAUUUUUUAUUUUACUGGGGGUAGGGAGGGUUCUUCCUUUUAGCGUUUUCCUGAGAACCAAACUUGCCUUUACCCCUUGUCCCUAGAAUUGGUGCUUUUUGAACAUUACUGUUAACCAUCGAUUUUGGGUGAGGGGGCAUCUUCCUAAUGGCAAACGCAGCCUAAACGGGAGCAGCAGAUGAGAGAGUAUGAAAUUUUGUCCAGAUGUUUAUUUCUUUAUGUAAAUACUAUGCCAUUGUAAAUCCUGUGUCAAGACCAUAGAGAAUGGUGCUUUUUACUACAGUUAGCAUAUGCGUUUUUAGAAACUACAUGUUUUAGAGAAACUUUGCUGUGUAUUUGUAAACUUCUGUACUGUUCAACCGUUAACAAAUAAUAAAUUAUUUCAUUAUUAAAGAAA